UAGCGUGGCGGCGCGGCAGCCCGGUCCCGCGGGCGGAGGAUGGCGUGUCGCGGCGCCUGCUGCUGCUCCAGCGCGGGUCGCCUCAAUGCGGACAACGCGCGGUUCCUCCUGCUGGCGGUGCUGAUCGUGCUGUACAUGCUGUGCGGCGCCGCCGUCUUCUCGGCCAUCGAGCUGCCCACGGAGCGGGAGGCUAAGGAGCGCUGGGAGGAACGCCUGGAGAACUUCACCCGGCGCCACAAUCUCAGCCGUGCCGAGCUCCGGCACUUCCUCCGGGAAUACGAGGAGGCGAGCGUGGCCGGCAUCCGCGUCGAUGACAUCCGGCCCCGAUGGGAUUUCACCGGCGCUUUCUACUUCGUGGGCACCGUCGUUUCUACUAUCGGUGGACACCCUGGACACCCAGGCAGCUGCAGAACCAGAUCAGCACUGCCACAGGUGAUAGCAGAGAAGUUACAGUCGGUACUUCAUUUAAAUGAGAGCAGGUUUGGUAUGACCACCCCAGCCACCGUUGGAGGCAAAAUUUUUCUGAUAUUUUACGGCCUUAUAGGAUGUGCAGGGACCAUUUUGUUCUUUAACCUGUUCCUGGAGCGCUUGAUCACUGUCAUAGCUUAUGUCAUGAAGUCCUGCCACGAAAGACAGCUGAGGAGGAAAGGGGUUCUCCCUCACAACGGCCGCCGGGGCUCAGGGACAUCUGAGGUGGACAGCCUGGCAGGCUGGAAGCCCUCUGUGUACUAUGUAAUGCUGAUUUUAUGUGUAGCAUCCCUCAUCAUUUCCUGCUGUGCCUCUGCAAUGUACACACCAAUUGAAGGGUGGAGUUACUUUGACUCACUUUACUUCUGCUUCGUGGCCUUCAGCACCAUUGGUUUUGGUGAUCUGGUCAGUAGCCAGAACAUCAGGUAUGAGAGCCAAGGCCUUUACCGCUUUGGCAACUUUGUCUUCAUACUCAUGGGGGUGUGCUGCAUCUAUUCCUUAUUUAAUGUGAUCUCUAUUGUCAUCAAGCAGUCCAUAAACUGGAUAUUAAAGAAGUUGGCCUGCAAGUGCUGCCACAGGUGCCAAAGAAGAUUAUUUCGUUCACGGAGGAACGUGGUGAUGCCGGGAAAUGUGCGCAGCCGGAGAAACAUCUCCAUCGAGACUGAGGGUGUCAAUGAGAGUGACACGGACGGACGCCGUCUGUCGGGGGAGAUGAUCUCCAUGAAAGACUUCCUGGCCUCCAAUAAAGUCUCACUGGCCAUCAUGCAGAAACAGCUGUCAGAAACUGCUAAUGGGUAUCCAAGGCAAAUGAGCUCUAGCUCAAAGCAAAACGGAUUCUCUGGUGGGGUUGGAGCCCUAGCAAUUAUGAAUAACAGACUGGCAGAGACAAGUGUGGAUAGGUAAAAUAGUAACAGUAAUAGCAGUGAAAGAGUGUGAGCCAUUUCAACAGGUAUUGAAACAAUGUGAAUCGAGUGAAAUAGCUAGGGUGAGAGCACCACCUGAGGGUGGGAUCAUGUGAAGAGCAUACCUCCUGAUGGAAGACCUCUUGACUUUUUUGGGGCUGUCACUUAAUGUUUUUGCAUUGUACCAGUCCCAGCCUUCCUUCUUCCCCAUCACUCUGCUCCUCAAGCAGGUUACUGCAGGGGGAUUUUAAUUUAGCCUUCAGAUAUAAUUUCUAUGUCCUGUUCUUCUCCAUUAUGUGACAUACAGAUUUCAGGAUAAGAAAUCUGUGGGAUGAGAAGAAACCAAGUGUGUCUACUGAACACAUUCUUAAUUCAGAAAUUGUUUGGAGUUCUCUGUCUUACUCUCGUCAUGCCUGUUUCCUGGACGUGACUUAUCUGAGACCAAAAGAUGAAUCAGCCUUUGUGAUAUUGCAGAUCUAAUUUAAUGGAAAAUAGUAUGAAAGUUGGUAUAUUCUGGAGCUAUUGUAAUGUGAAUGGGGAGAGAAUUUUGCCUUUAGAAUUUAUUUAGUCUUUCCUAUAAUAGGAUACUGUCAAACGUGAUAGAAUAAAAACUUAUCCUACUUUUGUUUUCUUCAUUUUCAAAACAUGGUUAUUUUCCAAGGAUACUUUUUCUUCUAGAGUUGAAUCACUGUGGCUUUCUGCUUCAAAAAUGUCUAAUUAAAUUGAAAAUUGACAUACUGA
This is a messenger RNA of Haemorhous mexicanus (house finch), 2111 nucleotides long. It is a transcript of the gene KCNK13, whose product is annotated as potassium two pore domain channel subfamily K member 13. The record is from RefSeq and is a predicted model, not a curated record. Gene Ontology annotation, biological process: stabilization of membrane potential; potassium ion transmembrane transport. Gene Ontology annotation, cellular component: membrane. Bases 40 to 1371 code for a protein of 443 amino acids. The transcript has 3 exons. NCBI's taxonomy places the organism in Eukaryota, Metazoa, Chordata, Aves, Passeriformes, Fringillidae. Gene Ontology annotation, molecular function: potassium ion leak channel activity.